UUAGCGUUACCUGAGCAGAGAAGGGCAAGAAUGUUUUAGAGCAAUUAGGAGAACCACUCCAUUCUAUUAGUUGUGGCAUGAAUUUCUGCCAGUUGUUUGACAAGGGUCGGUCUCGCCUCUUGUAAUGGUGUUUCACUUUGGUGUGUCUGCUAUGUGCCAUUGUUCAGGAAAUUGAAUAUUGAUAAGACCAAGUAUUGGGGUGGAGUGGGAAAGCUGAGCAAGAAAAGACGACCAAGUUGUCUGUCAGGAAACUGGGGAAAACAACAAGUGUUGAUUCAUCAUGGAAAGCCUGCCUCCACAACAGCAGCAGCAGCAGCAACAGCAGCAACAACAACAACAGCAAUCAUCAGGGCCAACUGGUGCAUCUAGCUUGAGUGGCUCGAGAAUGCUAACGACAAUCAGCGAGCAGUCGCAGCUUCUCAGCCCCAAGAAUCUCAUGGCCUUACAGCAAGGUCAAAGCCAGAUUGAAUACCAAAAUGAAGGCUCAAAGCCAUUGACCACAGGUGUUUCCAUGGAUGGCAAUGAGGAGCCAGGGAAACGGUCCAUGAGCUUUUCGAGCUCUCGAAUCAGUCUCCCUCGAGCCAUGACUUCCUCUUCGGCCAAGAGGAGGAAUUAUCAAAGGUCGCACACUUUGAGCACGGCUCCAUUGGGUACGGCUCCUAGUGGAGCAACGAGCUCGGUUUCAACCACCCCCAGGCAUUCUUUGAAGUCUCCCCGGUACUUAAGCGUGUCCUUUAAUGACGACAAUGAGGCUGCUGGGUUGAGGAAUCCCUCCCUUUCCAUUCACUCAAUUCCAGCUGGCGGUGUAGUUAGUGGUCCUGCAGCCGCAGCAGCCGCAGCUGUCACAGCCGCUGGACCCCCUGGGCCACACCCUCAGCUGUCCAGCGAACCCUCUUCACCCACCCCAACGGCUACAACUCUGGCCAACAUGUCUAAGAAGAGUCUUGAUGGCGACGCCUCCAUUGCUCUGGUGGGCGUCCAUUCUGAGUUCCCAAAGUACCCUGACGACAAGAAUGGCAAGGACAAGUCAAACGUCGGAUACAGGAUCACUCCAAAAUCUGGUCUCUCUCAUCGUCUGGGACGCCGGAAAGCGCUAUUCGAGAAGCGAAAACGCAUCAGUGAUUAUGCCUUGGUCAUGGGCAUGUUUGGCAUCAUUGUCAUGGUCAUUGAGAAUGAACUCUCGUCUGCUGGAGUCUACUCAAAGGAGGACUUCUACUCAACGGCUUUGAAAACCCUCAUCUCAGUUUCGACCGUGGUGCUUUUGGGUCUCAUAGCUGCUUACCACUCCCUCGAAAUUCAGCUGUUCAUGAUUGACAAUUGCGCGGAUGACUGGCGUAUCGCCAUGACCUGGCAGCGGAUGGUUCAAAUCAUGAUUGAGAUGCUUAUCUGUGCCGUCCAUCCAAUCCCUGGAAGAUACUAUUUCUUGUGGACCACCAAGCUCUCCAAUCACGGAGGAAAGAUUGGAUCCCAAUGGGUUCCCGUUGAUGUCACACUCUCGCUCCCGAUGUUCUUCCGGCUCUACUUAAUAUGCAGGGUGAUGCUGCUUCAUUCGAAGCUCUUCACUGAUGCUAGUUCAAGAAGCAUUGGAGCCUUGAAUCGAAUCAAUUUCAACACUCGGUUUGUGCUCAAAACACUGAUGACAAUAUGUCCAGGAACGGUGCUACUCGUCUUCAUGGUGUCCUUGUGGAUCAUUGCCAGCUGGACAUUGCGGCAAUGUGAAAGAUAUCACGAUGAAGAACACGCAAAUCUGCUCAAUACAAUGUGGCUGAUAGCCAUCACAUUUCUGAGUGUAGGCUAUGGUGAUAUAGUGCCUAAUACCUACUGUGGUAGAGGCAUUGCUGUGACUACGGGCAUGAUGGGUGCCGGUUGCACGGCUUUGCUUGUGGCUGUGGUUUCAAGAAAGCUGGAGUUGACACGGGCUGAAAAGCAUGUUCAUAACUUUAUGAUGGAUACUCAAUUGACCAAAAGGCUGAAAAACGCUGCUGCCAAUGUUCUCCGAGAGACGUGGCUCAUCUACAAACAUACCAAACUGGUGAAGCGGGUCAGCCCGUCCAGGGUUCGGACCCAUCAGAGAAAGUUUCUCCUUGCAAUAUAUGCAUUGCGAAAGGUAAAAAUGGACCAACGUAAACUGAUGGAUAAUGCCAGCACCAUCACUGACAUGGCCAAGACCCAAAACAACGUCUACGAGAUUUUGUCGGAUGUGAACAGUCGGCAAGAUAUCAUGGAUGAGAGGAUUGCCAAUCUGGAAGAUCGUAUGAGCACCAUUCAAUGCUCACUAGAUGUCCUUCCAGAUUUAUUGACCAGGUGUAUGCAACAGCAAUUUGAUCAAUUCAGUGCGGGACAUGGAAGCACGGGUGGAGCCGGGGGAAGUGCCCCCAACCCAUCACCGGGCCAACCUUUGCCUCAACUCCGAAAGUUUGCCAACAAUCCCAGCUCUACCGCCCAUCACAAUUCCAGCUCUGCCACGCCUACUACGGUCGCCCACAAUCCCACGUCCGGACCAGCCGCACCUCCAUAUCAAGAGGUCGAUUUCUUUGCAGACAACUUUGUUCAAGCUCCAGUCAACCCAGGCGUUGAUCAUAAUAAUCCCAGCCAGCCUUGGCUUCCAAAGACUGCGACGGGAGCGGCCGGCUGGUCCAAUCCCACUGGCAACGCCCCAGCCACGACUCGACCUUUUUCCACGGGCACGGCGAGUGCGGGAGGCCCGUCGUCACUCACUUCACCCCAGCCGUUAGGUUUGGCCCACCCUUCGCCUUCUCCCACGGGUGCAGCCAAAGGGGGGCAAGGGGGAGUCCUGCUCCCGACCAGCUAUUCUCAGCAACAAAUCGAUAACUAUCAGGGCAAGCGGCUUGCCGCCGCGCCUGCCCCCACUGCUACUACGAUUACCACGCCCUCGUCAGCUAUUCUCUCCUCUACGCCGUCCUCCAUGCCCCUCCAACCCACGCCCCUCGCCAAGGGCCCGACCAGUGUCUCCAAAAGUGGACGACCAGAUACGUUUUCCUCCAGCUGAAGGCGGCCUUCGCUCGUGUCCAGUUCAUCACCGCCCCCGUUGUUCGCAAACCCUCGCGAGGGUCAGGCUCGAAAUGCCAACACUGCCUCCCUCCAUGUUGCCAAGGACAAGGACGUGUCUCUCCGUGACAUGAUCCCUCUGGAGAAGGUCGGAAACCCGAUUGCCCAGAAGGAAGAUGAGCAGCCCCUGGCAUCACAAGUCUCGGAGGUUUCCCAACCUCUGGGUGCCCAACCUCUCUCUGAGAGAGAUCAAUUGAAUGCCGUGAUCCUAGCCUCGUCUCCCACUUCGCCACCUCCUUCCCCUAUGAGGCGAGUGUUCAAGUCCACCGCCGUCUAGUUCGAUCACUAUGAUGUUCACUGGGCGACAGCGAAGGAGACCUUUUGAAUGCCACUUUUGACGUAUGAUGACCGCGUGCUUUUGACAGUGACCGAAGGAUAUUCCAAAAUCAGUUUCCAUUUCAGUUCCCAAAUCAGUUUGAUGUAGGGCAGAUUUCCCGCUUUCUCUAGAAUCUUGAUUGUGCUCUCCGCGCGUCUCGUUUUUAGCGCGAUAGUGUCCAUUUCCUAGCCCAAGAUAUCAAUCAUUCAGAUCUAUUCCGAAACCAGGUGAUUCAUGCAGCCAAAAAUCAUGUCCAUGGCCGAUCAACUCUGCUAAGUAGAACUUUGAACCAUAUUACUUUAAAAAGAACGAGUCCUCACUAACCUUUCAUGUGCCCUUUCUCCGAUGGCCUUGUUUUACCAAGUCUAGUCCAAGAAUUUACGUGAUACUUUUAAGUGACAAAUGUGGCCGAAUUUGUUGGAUCCCUUUGGAAAGAGAAAAAAAAUUGGUGCACACACGUAGUUAUGAAGGAUGAAAAGCCAAUCCAUCAAAUCAUCAACCUCGUCUCCAUCCUCAUAAUCAAGAAAGUCCACUGACACCAUUACCAUCAGAAUUACCACCACCACCAACACAACCUCCAUCACCACCACCACUUCUACUACCAUCACCAUUGGAACUCCUCUGAUAGAACGAAAUUUUUAGACUGCUAUAUAAGUAUUUAUGCAUCUGAUAUCUUGGGUGCUACUUGUCAUAGAUGAGAACUUGAAUCUCCCUUGGUCUUGCGGAACGAGUUAGGACAGUCCUGGAGGUUCAAACGUUUCGAUAAUUUCAUAAACGGCAUAAUCAUGCUGACCAUCAUCAUCAUCAUUAUCAUCACCAAGGCAUGUUGAAGACGUGUUUCCCAGUCUACGUACUUGAUCUAUUACCGCUAGUAACAUUAUCAUUACGAUGCUUGCAUAGAAACACUAUGUCUCUAUGAUUCUCUUCCUCGCAUUCUUUCCAUUUUCUGAUGUACCAACAAUCACACUCACUCUCCGCUUGGGGAAUGCCCCGAAAAAAAUACCACCCAAAAAAUACCACGAUAAAUGUGUGCAUCGUCGUGAGAUCGACUUUAUUAUUCCAAUGUGACACGAAGAUAUAAAAAAGAGCAAGAUAUCAAUUCAAAUAUUUUAUGAGAUUGUUGAAAUCCAAGCAUUCCUUGAUCCAGAA
Tigriopus californicus is the source of this 4534-nucleotide messenger RNA. Its product is annotated as small conductance calcium-activated potassium channel protein 2-like. The transcript has 15 exons. Gene Ontology annotation, molecular function: calmodulin binding; small conductance calcium-activated potassium channel activity. The coding region runs from base 281 to 3010 and encodes 909 amino acids. Gene Ontology annotation, cellular component: plasma membrane; neuron projection; neuronal cell body. Lineage: Eukaryota; Metazoa; Arthropoda; Copepoda; Harpacticoida; Harpacticidae. Gene Ontology annotation, biological process: potassium ion transmembrane transport. The record is from RefSeq and is a predicted model, not a curated record.